Molecule: messenger RNA, 2960 nt
Organism: Puma concolor (puma)
Lineage: Eukaryota; Metazoa; Chordata; Mammalia; Carnivora; Felidae
Source: RefSeq, a predicted model, not a curated record
GUCUACCUAUCAUGGGAGCACUCACUUCCUGUGAAUGAGUACAGCCUUCUCUGGAUGAUCCAUCCUGGGACUGAGAAGAAUUCACCAGAUGGUAAAUGGCCCCUGGAGACUUAGUCUGUCUCUCAGUCCUGAUUCUUCAGACCUCUGCUCUUUUGGAAGAGAAGCAGAAAAUGACCAAGUCUCACGGUCCAUUGUCAUUUGAGGAUGUGGCUGUAGCUUUCACUAAGGAGGAGUGGCAGCAACUGGACCCUGCUCAGAGGACCCUGUAUAGAGAUGUGAUGCUGGAGAACUUCAGCCACGUGAUCUCAUUGGGGCAUCCAGUUUCCAAACCAGAUGUCAUCUCCAAGUUGGAACAAGGAGAAGAGCCAUGGAUAAUAAAGAGAGAUGUAUCAGAUUGGAUCUAUCCAGAGAGGGAGACUAGACUUGACAACCCUCAAUUGGAUAUACCUGGAGAUGUUUACUUCCAUAAGGAGGUAUUGGAAAGUGUAACAAGGGAUCCUUCACUAUACUCCAUUUUUAAGGUCUGGCAGGGUGAUGACCAGAUGGAGAGACAUCAGGAAAAUAAAGACAGACUUCUCAGGCAAUUCAUGGUCAUCAAAAACAAAACAGUUGUUGAAGAAUCAGGUUAUACAUAUAAGUCAUCAGGAAAAAUAUUUCAUGACUGCAUAGACCUAGAUUCUUCAGGACAAAGAUUGUAUAAAUGUGACUCAUUUGAAAAGAGCUUGAUACCUAAUAUAAACUUAUUCAGUUGUAAUAGGGGUUAUGCAAGAAAAAACACUGUUGAGAAUUUUAGAUGUAGGAGUACACCUAUUUCUUCCUAUUCUAAGCAUGAAAAAAUUCAUAAUGGAGUGAAACACUGUGAAGAUAGUCAAUGUGGAAAGAUUAUCAGCAAUAAACAGUCUCUUUUUCAAUAUGUGAAUGUUGAAACUGGAGAGAAGACCUGUAUAUGCAUUGAAUGUGGAAAAUCUUUUCUAAAAAAGUCACAACUCAUUAUACAUCAAAGAAUUCAUACUGGAGAGAAACCGUAUGAUUGUGGUGCAUGUGGGAAAGCCUUCAGUGAAAAGUCACAUCUCAUUGUACAUCAGAGAACUCAUACUGGGGAAAAACCUUACGAGUGUUCUGAAUGUGGAAAAGCUUUCUCUCAGAAAUCAUCCCUCGUUAUACAUCAGAGAGUUCAUUCUGGGGAAAAACCAUAUGAAUGUAGUGACUGUGGGAAAGCCUUCUCCCAGAAAUCACCUCUCAUUAUACAUCAGAGAAUACAUACUGGUGAAAAACCUUAUGAAUGUAAUCAGUGUGGGAAGGCGUUCUCCCAGAAGUCACAGCUGAUUAUACAUCAUAGAGCUCAUACUGGAGAGAAACCAUAUGAAUGUACUGAAUGUGGGAAAGCCUUCUGUGAGAAGUCCCACCUCAUUAUACAUAAAAGAAUUCACACUGGGGAGAAACCCUAUAGAUGCACUCAGUGUGAGGAAGCCUUCAGCAGAAAGUCAGAACUCAUUAUACAUCAGAUAAUUCAUACUGGGGAGAAACCUUAUGAAUGUACUGAAUGUGGGAAGACCUUCUCGCGGAAGUCACAGCUCAUCAUACAUCAGAGAACACAUACUGGAGAAAAACCAUAUAAAUGCAGUGAAUGUGGAAAAGCUUUCUGUCAGCAGUCACAUCUCAUUGGACAUCAGAGAAUUCACACAGGAGAAAAACCUUAUGUGUGCAGUGAAUGCGGGAAAGCCUUCUCUCAGAAGUCUCACCUCCCAGGGCAUCAGCGAAUUCAUACAGGAGAAAAACCUUACAUAUGUGCUGAAUGUGGAAAGGCGUUUUCCCAGAAGUCAGACCUUGUUGUACAUCGGAGAAUUCAUACUGGGGAGAAACCCUAUCAGUGUGCUAUGUGUGGGAAAGCCUUCAUCCAGAAGUCACAACUCACUGUACAUCAAAGAAUUCAUACAGUGGAGAAAACCUGUGUGUGUGUUACAUGUGGAAAGGCCUUUGCCAAGAAGUCACAGCUUAUUGUACAUCAACGAAUUCAUACUGGAAAGAAACCAUAUGAUUGUGGUGCAUGUGGGAAAGCCUUCAGUGAGAAGUUUCAUCUCAUCGUACAUCAGAGAACUCAUACUGGGGAGAAACCUUACGAAUGUUCUGAAUGUGGAAAAGCCUUCUCUCAGAAAUCUUCCCUCAUUAUACAUCAGAGAGUUCACACUGGGGAAAAGCCAUAUGAAUGUAGUGAGUGUGGGAAAGCCUUCUCCCAGAAAUCACCCCUCAUUAUACAUCAAAGAAUUCACACUGGAGAGAAACCUUAUGAAUGUAGAGAGUGUGGGAAGGCCUUCUCCCAGAAGUCACAGCUGAUCAUACAUCAUAGAGCUCAUACUGGAGAGAAACCAUAUGAAUGUACUGAAUGUGGGAAGGCCUUCUGUGAGAAGUCCCACCUCAUUAUACAUAAAAGAAUUCACACUGGGGAGAAACCCUACAAAUGUGCUCAAUGUGAGGAAGCCUUCAGCAGGAAGACGGAACUCAUUACACAUCAGUUAAUUCAUACUGGGGAGAAACCUUAUGAAUGUACUGAAUGUGGGAAGACCUUCUCCCGGAAGUCACAGCUCAUCAUACAUCAGAGAACACAUACUGGAGAAAAGCCCUAUAAAUGCAGUGAAUGUGGAAAAGCCUUCUGUCAGAAAUCACAUCUCAUUGGACAUCAGAGAAUUCACACAGGAGAAAAACCUUAUAUAUGCAGUGAAUGUGGGAAAGCCUUCUCUCAGAAGUCUCACCUCCCAGGGCAUCAGCGAAUUCAUACAGGAGAAAAACCUUACAUAUGUGCUGAAUGUGGAAAGGCGUUUUCCCAGAAGUCAGACCUUGUUUUACAUCAGAGAAUUCAUACUGGGGAAAGACCCUAUCAAUGUGCUAUCUGUGGGAAAGCCUUCAUCCAGAAGUCACAACUCACUGUACAUCAGAGAAUUCAUACAGUAGUAAAAUCAUAA